This is a messenger RNA of Erythranthe guttata (spotted monkey flower), 1571 nucleotides long. RefSeq names its product CAAX amino terminal protease family protein. The record is from RefSeq and is a predicted model, not a curated record. Gene Ontology annotation, cellular component: membrane. Lineage: Eukaryota; Viridiplantae; Streptophyta; Magnoliopsida; Lamiales; Phrymaceae. Gene Ontology annotation, biological process: CAAX-box protein processing. Gene Ontology annotation, molecular function: metalloendopeptidase activity.
UUAGUAAAUACUUUACCCUCUUUCCCAACCAUAGAAAAGAAAGAAUCCAAUAGAUUCUCCUGCACAAAAUUUGGGGGAAAAAAAAAAGGAAAAUACCUAGGGUUUUUUGUGCUCUGCCGAUUGCAAAAUGCACAGAACCCAUGAUUCCAAUUUCAUGCGGCAUCCCUAAAUUUAGGGUUUCAACUCACAAUUCUCAUGUUAAUCUGAUGCUGAGCUCAAAUUGCAUUCACUCUCUACCUCAGCGCCCUUCUCUCCUCCUCUCAGCAUCGAGUCCCAGAUUUAGGGCUUCGAAAUUCACCUCCAAAUCGCCAUUCGCUCCUGCGUUGACCUUCCGCGUUUCCGAUACUCAUCACAGGCUCUCGACCAAGAAGUGGAAAAUCUCGUGCUUUCGGCAUGAAGAAUUUUCGUCCGACACUCCAAAUCCAGAACCUGCUGACGAACUUCUCCACGAGUCAGAGAAGGCAGAAAUUAAUAAACCGAAUAUUGAAAGAAGAAAUUGGGCUGCAAAUCCUAGAGAGGUUGUAGAUGCAUUGUUUAGAGUAAUCGGCAAACCUUGGACUGUACCAUGGACUGCAGAGACAAUUCUACAGGUAACACUCCUUUGGAUUAUUUCAUUCUGGUUUGUGGGAUCAUGGAUGAUUCCAUUCGGGGCCCACGUUGUCGGCUUCAGCAAGGAAUCACUGACGUUUAGAGGGCAGGCUUUGUUCAGCCUUCUAACAGACGUAACCGAAGGCCUAGCUGGCAUUCUAAUCCUCGUAAGAUGCCUGUCUCGAUUCCGCCCCCUUCCACCCGAUUGGUUCAAAUUCAGCCUAAGAGGGAAUUGGCCGUUCGAUGUUCUGCUCGGGUGCCUAAUGUUCCCAUUGGUCAAUCGCCUAUCGCAGUUCAAUUUGGACUUAUUGCCCGUUUUGCCCUCCACCCCCGUAACCCUAUCCAGUGUGGAGCAGUCGAUAAUGUCGCGGGACCCAAUUGCGAUGGGUUUAUACGCUCUUGUGCUUGUUGUGUGUGCUCCAUUAUGGGAGGAGAUUGUGUUCCGAGGGUUUCUUUUGCCUUCUUUGACAAAGUACAUGCCCGUUUGGUGCUCGAUUUUGGUGAGUUCGAUUGCGUUUGCUUUGGCGCAUUUUAAUGUACAGAGGAUGCUGCCCCUUAUUUUUCUGGGGGUGGUUAUGGGGGUGACUUAUUCGAGGUCGAGGAAUCUUUUGCCUUCGAUGCUGUUGCACAGCCUUUGGAAUGGCUUUGUGUUCUUGGAUUUGAUGAAAUGAAAAGAAAAGUUUAAAAAUUGUUUCCUCUUCACAUAAUAAUAAAUCCAGAGCAGAGGUGGAAAGGAUUGUUUGCAAGAGAGAAUCAAAUGCUGCAAGAGAAAUCUACAUUAGACUGUAAUCUUUUAUGUUGUAAUAUUAUUAUUAUUCAAAUUUUUUUUAUUUUUUUUUCUAGUGCAAGUUGUAAAUUAAUGGAGGCUUUAUUUAAUUCAAUUUCUUGUCCAAAAUCUUGUGAAUUGCAGGGUUUGUAGAAGAUUUUGGACUAGAAAAAAGAAUUUCAGAAAUAAUUAGUGAUGGCUCUUUUCACCUGUUUUA